This is a messenger RNA of Symbiodinium sp. CCMP2592, 678 nucleotides long. The record is from the annotation of a GenBank genome assembly. NCBI's taxonomy places the organism in Eukaryota, Dinophyceae, Suessiales, Symbiodiniaceae.
AUGGGCUGGGACGAGCAAGCUGAGAAGUGCUGUGAGAUCCUGGCGCAGCUGGACAAGCUGUUCCAGGAAGCAGACGAUCUUCACAGCGAGAGCGAUGCAGAGUUGUCGCAGAGGACAGAAGGUAGCGAGCCUGCGAAUCGGGUGUGGUGGGCCCAGCUGCUGCUGGAUCACACCCAUAAGUUAGGCAUCCGAAUUCCAAAGUGCGAGCUGCCUCGACGUGUUGUCUCCUGUUGCUCCGGUGGCUGCUCGGAAGCUUUUGCCCUCAAGGAGCUCGACAUUCCUUUCAUCAUCGAAUCCAGCAGUGAGCCCGAAAGGCAGUUCAGAGAAUUCCAGCUCGCUAACCAUGUAGACAUUCAACAUCAGCAUGUGUCUUUUGCGGACCAGCUAGCCGCAGCACCUUGUGCGCUGCACUCUGGCAGCUCAGAAUGCAAAGUUGAAGCCUCGCCAGACCUUCUGGUGAUCGGGGCCCCAUGUAAUCCUUUCUCAAUCCAGCGACCAGGACGAUUCACUGCAGGCAGCACGGAAGGGCAUGCUCUCAGCAAGCUGACUUUGCGUGGGGUACUGACUGCUUUGCAAAAGUUUAGCCCUCACACUGCCAUCGCGGAGACCACAGAUGGCUUCUUGAAGCCUCUGUCUGCAGAUUCCUCGGAAACGCCGUUGACACUGCACCAUGUCUGA